This is a messenger RNA of Vitis vinifera (wine grape), 2801 nucleotides long. Its product is annotated as calcium-dependent protein kinase 1. The coding region runs from base 765 to 2507 and encodes 580 amino acids. The transcript is spliced from 7 exons. NCBI's taxonomy places the organism in Eukaryota, Viridiplantae, Streptophyta, Magnoliopsida, Vitales, Vitaceae. Gene Ontology annotation, biological process: protein autophosphorylation; intracellular signal transduction; peptidyl-serine phosphorylation. The record is from RefSeq and is a predicted model, not a curated record. Gene Ontology annotation, molecular function: ATP binding; calcium ion binding; calcium-dependent protein serine/threonine kinase activity. Gene Ontology annotation, cellular component: nucleus; cytoplasm.
AGCCGUCCAUCUCCAGGUGGGGUCCACUACUCUCAAUACGCAGAGGCGCCAUCUGUGACUGUACCAGCCCUGCACUUUGUGAAACGCGCUUUUGAAUUUUGAAUUUUCCGAACAGAAAUACCUGUCACCCGCCCUCCAUUUCCUCCGCGUCGAAAACCGUAUGAGAGAGAACCUAUAAAAUCCCGCUCUCACACAGACCUGGUAAACCAAGGUCCACAGCUUUAUACUGUUUCUUCUUCAAUAUCCGUCUCUAUCUCAAGCGUUUUUGUUUAUGUAAUCUCGUGUUGCUUCUCGGGAUUUUCGUGAUAUGAAUUCUUCAACGUUGAUUAUUUUAAUCAGUCCCUUGCCUUUUUGGGUUCCUUGUAGUUUCUAUUUAUAAUUGUCCUUUUGGUGAGGAGUGGUCAAGAGAUUGAGGUGCUGGUUUUUUCCUGGAUUGGAUUUGUGAUCUUCAAAAGGUUCUGGAAUUGGGUCUUUUAGGGUUGCUCAACUGGGUUAAUCGGUUUUCGCCUUGUCCGUAAACUGUUGCUUUGAAGAUUGUCCUCCAAUGUUUUGUCCUUUUGUCUUCAAAAUCCUUUCUGUUCCCACCAUCUGUUCCAAUUUCUUGUAAGAUUUUGGCACUUGUUGAAUUGCUAAUUGGUGAGCAGAGCUUAAUUUUGGUGUUUCUACUUUAAUUGGUGAGCAAAGAAAUAUGGCUUUUUUUUUUGUUUAAUUUUUGAAUGACAGAAGUGAAGGAAGUGAUCAAAAAGAAGGGAGGUUAGUACAAAAUGGGGAAUAACUGUGUGGGAUCCAUGGUUCCCGAGCAUGGAUUGUUUGAAUCAAUUUCUAAUUCAAUUUGGUGGACGAGAGCCUCGGAGUGUAUGACUUCUCAUUCUACCGGAGAAGGUGUCAGCGAAACGCAAAGUAAAGAGCAGAAAUCUCCUCCUCCUGUUCAAAACAAGCCUCCAGAAGAGGUGGAGCUAAUAAAUCCGCCAGAGGUAAUGAAGAUAACAAAGGAAGAGACGAAACCAACACCCACACCGAAGAGGCCACUCCUUAUGAAGAGGUUACCAAGUGCUGGACUUGAGGUGGACUUGGUUUUGAAAGACAAAACUGAUCAUUUGAAGGAACACUAUAAUUUGGGGCGGAAGCUUGGGCACGGCCAGUUUGGGACAACUUUUCUAUGUGUAGAGAAAGAAACAGGCAAAGAGUACGCUUGCAAAUCCAUUGCAAAAAGGAAACUGCUGACAAGAGAUGACAUUGAAGACGUGAGGAGGGAAAUCCAGAUAAUGCAUCACUUGGCGGGCCACUCCAAUAUCAUCUCCAUCAAGGGAGCUUAUGAGGAUGCGGUGGCAGUUCAUCUUGUCAUGGAAUUGUGUACGGGGGGUGAGCUUUUUGAUAGGAUUGCCAAGCGAGGCCAUUAUACAGAAAGAAAGGCAGCUCAGCUUGCAAGGACUAUAAUUGGUGUUGUAGAAGCCUGCCACUCUUUAGGGGUCAUGCACCGGGACCUUAAGCCUGAGAAUUUUCUUUUUGUCAAUGAGCAAGAGGAAUCACUUCUUAAGACAAUAGACUUUGGGUUGUCCGUAUUCUUCAAGCCAGGGGAGAUUUUCACUGAUGUGGUUGGAAGCCCAUAUUAUGUGGCACCUGAAGUUCUGAGAAAGUGUUAUGGUCCAGAAGCAGAUGUUUGGAGUGUUGGGGUGAUCAUUUAUAUUCUCUUAAGUGGGGUGCCUCCAUUUUGGGCAGAAAGUGAGCAAGAGAUAUUUCAAGAAGUACUGCAUGGUGAUCUUAACUUCUCAUCAGAUCCAUGGCCUCAUAUCUCUGAAAGUGCUAAGGACUUAAUUAGGAGAAUACUUGUCAGAGAUCCCAAGAAACGCCUAACUGCCCAUGAAGUCCUGUGUCACCCUUGGAUUCAGGUUGAUGGAGUAGCUCCUGACAAAACCCUUGAUUCUGCAGUCAUAAGUCGCUUGAAGCAGUUUUCAGCCAUGAACAAGCUUAAGAAAAUGGCUCUUAGAGUGAUUGCUGAGAAUCUCUCUGAAGAAGAAAUUGCUGGAUUGAAAGAAAUGUUCAAGAUUAUUGAUACAGACAAUAGUGGUCAGAUUACUUUUGAAGAACUCAAGGCUGGACUAAAAAGAUUUGGCGCUAAUCUUAAUGAAGCUGAAAUUUAUGAUCUAAUGCAGGCUGCAGAUGUUGAUAAUAGUGGAACAAUCGAUUAUGGGGAGUUCAUAGCUGCAACAUUCCAUCUAAACAAAAUUGAGAGAGAAGAUCACCUAUUUGCUGCUUUUUCCUACUUUGACAAAGAUGGAAGUGGCUAUAUCACUCCAGAUGAGCUCCAAAAAGCCUGUGAGGAGUUUGGGAUGGAGGAUGUCCAUUUGGAAGAAAUGAUCCAAGAAGUUGACCAGGACAAUGACGGCCGCAUAGAUUAUAAUGAGUUUGUGGCAAUGAUGCAGCAAGGAAACAAUAAUGAUUUUGGUAAGAAGGGUCUGCAGAAUGGUAUUAGCUUUGGGUUUAGGCAGCCGCUACCAGUCUAUUGACAUAGUCACUCAGCCAAGAGCCCUAUUUUCUAUUCUUCCCCCCCGCCCCCCCCCCCCUCCUCUUUUCUUUCUUACAUGUUCCCAUUUUUUUCUCACUGUACACAAAUAUACAAGGUGUGGGAUCCUUAGGUGCUGGUGAUUGUUAAUUAUGGAUGCCAACUUCCUUUGGAUCCACAAAAUGAUAUACAAUUCUUUUUACUGUUUGGAUUUUGCUUCCAAGCAGUUUUCGCUGUCAGCUGAACUUUGUAGAAGCCAUAAUGUAAGGAAAGAUAUCAAUUUUGGUUGUCUCUUCAA